Molecule: messenger RNA, 975 nt
Organism: Exophiala aquamarina CBS 119918
Lineage: Eukaryota; Fungi; Ascomycota; Eurotiomycetes; Chaetothyriales; Herpotrichiellaceae
Exons: 2
Coding region: 1-975 (324 amino acids)
Biological process (GO): fumarate transport; succinate transport; transmembrane transport
Source: RefSeq, a predicted model, not a curated record
AUGUCGGCCAAGAGUGUUAAGAGUGCAGGUGGGAAGAAACCCGCCAGUGCAGCCACCAACUUGAUCGCCGGUGGUGGUGCUGGAAUGAUGGAAGCCCUCGUGUGUCAUCCUCUCGAUACCAUCAAAGUGCGGAUGCAGCUGUCGAGACGUGGCCGAGCCCCCGGUACCAAAAAGAGAGGCUUCUACCAGACGGGAAAGGACAUCGUCAAACGGGAAACUGCUUUUGGCUUGUACAAAGGUCUGGGAGCAGUGCUGAGUGGCAUCGUUCCUAAGAUGGCUAUUCGAUUUACAUCGUACGAGUGGUAUAAACAAGCACUGGCAAAUGAAGAUGGCAUUGUUACGUCAAGAGCGACAUUCCUCGCUGGAUUGGGUGCUGGUGUUACCGAAGCCGUGGCUGUAGUGACGCCGAUGGAGGUGGUCAAGAUUCGAAUGCAGGCUCAAUACCACAGUCUAUCCGACCCCCUCGACAUCCCCAAGUACCGAAGCGCACCACAUGCGGCCCUGACCGUCAUAAGAGAAGAAGGAUUAGGUGCCUUGUACCGCGGAGUGUCUCUGACGGCUCUGAGACAGGGAACAAACCAAGCAGUCAACUUCACUGCGUAUACAGAGUUCAAAGAGAUUCUACAGAGAUGGCAGCCUCAAUAUGAGGGCAAGAACCUCCCUGCAUAUCAAACCACCUUGAUCGGCCUCAUUUCGGGUGCAAUGGGCCCAUUUUCCAAUGCUCCCAUUGAUACUAUCAAGACCCGACUACAGAAGACACCGGCGGAACCAGGCCAAUCAGCCAUACAGCGCAUUACCGCGAUAUCAAGCGACAUGUUCAAACAAGAAGGACCUCGCGCCUUUUACAAGGGUAUCACACCCAGAGUGAUGCGAGUGGCACCGGGCCAGGCUGUCACGUUUACCGUUUAUGAAUUCCUCAAGAAGAGGUUGGAGGACAGCAGUCUACCGUUCACGGGAGGGAAGUAUGAGGAAUAG